GCCCGCGCAGGUAGCCAGCUGGGCAGGGCCUGGAGACAAAGUCAGAGGAGCUGGACUCUUCCCGCCCUCCAGUCGCCGGCGCUCCCGCAGCCGCCACCAUGGGAAUGUCCAGGUCACAGAGUUGCUUUGGUUACCCCCUGAGCAUCUUCUUCAUCGUGGUCAACGAGUUCUGCGAAAGAUUCUCCUACUAUGGGAUGAGAGCAAUCCUGAUUCUGUACUUCACAAAUUUCAUUGGCUGGGAUGACAACCUGUCCACGGCCAUCUACCACACAUUUGUCGCCCUGUGCUACCUGACACCAAUUCUCGGAGCUCUGAUUGCCGAUUCGUGGCUGGGGAAGUUCAAGACAAUCAUAUCGUUAUCCAUUGUCUACACCAUUGGACAAGCAGUCCUUGCAGUCAGCUCAAUUCAUGACCUCACAGACUACAACCACAGCGGGACCCCCGACAGCCUUCCUGUGCACGUGGCACUGUCCAUGAUCGGCCUGGCCCUGAUAGCUCUCGGGACAGGAGGAAUCAAACCCUGUGUAUCUGCAUUUGGCGGUGACCAGUUUGAAGAGGGCCAGGAAAAGCAAAGAAACAGAUUUUUCUCCAUCUUCUAUUUGGCCAUUAAUGCUGGAAGUCUGCUGUCCACGAUCAUCACUCCCAUACUCAGGGUUCAGCAAUGUGGAAUUCACAGUCAGCAAGCAUGUUACCCACUGGCCUUUGGAGUUCCUGCUGCCCUCAUGGCUAUCUCCCUAAUUGUGUUUGUCAUCGGCAGUGGAAUGUACAGGAAGUUCCAGCCACAGGGUAACAUCAUGGGUAAAGUGGUCAAAUGCAUUGGUUUUUCUAUCAAAAACAGGUUUAGGCACCGGAGUAAGGAAUUCCCCAAGAGAGCGCACUGGCUGGACUGGGCUAAAGAGAAGUAUGACGAGCGGCUUAUCUCUCAAAUUAAGAUGGUUACGAGGGUGAUGUUCCUGUACAUUCCGCUCCCCAUGUUCUGGGCCCUGUUUGAUCAGCAGGGCUCCCGGUGGACACUGCAAGCAACCACCAUGACCGGGAAAAUUGGAAUUAUUGAAAUUCAGCCGGAUCAGAUGCAGACUGUGAAUGCCAUCUUGAUUGUCAUCAUGGUCCCCAUUGUAGACGCUGUGGUGUACCCUCUGAUUGCAAAAUGUGGCUUCAAUUUCACCUCCUUGAAGAAGAUGACAGUUGGGAUGUUCCUGGCUUCCAUGGCCUUUGUGGUGGCUGCCAUCGUGCAGGUGGAAAUCGAUAAAACUCUUCCAGUCUUCCCCCAGGGGAACGAAGUCCAGAUUAAAGUCUUGAAUAUAGGAAAUGUCAACGUGAACGUAUCUUUUCCUGGAGAGAUGGUAUCCAUUGGCCAAAUGUCUCAAACAAACGACUUUAUGUCUUUUGAUGUAAACAAACUGACAAGCAUCAACAUUUCUUCAGAUGGGUCACCGGUCUCUACAGUAACUCAGGACUUUGAGAAGGGUCAUCGCUACACCCUUCUAGUGUGGGCACCCAGUCAGUACCAAGUGGUGAAGGAUGAGCUCAUCAAGAAGCCAGAAAAGGGAGAAAAUGGAAUCAGAUUUGUGAAUACUUUUAAUGAGAUGAUCAACAUCACAAUGGAUGGCAAAGUUUUUGAAAACAUCACCAGUCACAACGCCAGCAAAUACCAGUUUUUCCCUUCUGGCAUAAAAACCUUCACAGUAAGCUCAGUAGAGAUUUCACAACAGUGUCCACGUGCUUUUGAAACUUCCUACCUUGAAUUUGGUAGUGCUUAUACGUAUGUGAUCAAAAGGGAGGAAAACGGCUGCCCCACACCAGAGAAGUUCGAGGACAUUCCACCCAACACAGUCAACAUGGCGCUGCAGAUUCCCCAGUAUUUCCUUCUCACCUGCGGCGAGGUGGUCUUCUCUGUAACGGGACUGGAGUUCUCAUAUUCCCAGGCUCCUUCCAACAUGAAGUCGGUGCUGCAGGCGGGAUGGCUGCUGACAGUGGCUGUUGGCAACAUCAUUGUGCUCAUCGUGGCAGGAGUGGGCCAGUUCAGUCAACAGUGGGCUGAGUACAUUCUGUUUGCUGCGCUGCUUCUGGUCGUCUGCGUAAUAUUUGCCAUCAUGGCUACAUUCUACACUUACAUCAACCCAGCAGAGGUUGAGGCUCAGUUUGAUGAGGACGAAAAGAAAAAGAACGCAGAAAAGAAUAACCUAUAUCCUACGCUGGGACCCGUCUCACAGACAAAGAUGUGAAGGUCAGGACGCAAGUGGAGGAUGGACUGAGCCAGCCGCAGCCUGACCUCUGUCCCCAGGGAAGGACACCCCUUUGGAUAGCCCUUGAUGGGGAAGACUUCAGAAUUGUGAACUGAACCAAGAAGGCUAUUUUCUAAGCAGCCAGCGACGAAUCUAAAACUCUAGAAAAAGUCUUUGUUUAAAGUCUUAUUUAAAACACACACUUUUUUUUUAACUCUGAGAGUACACAAUGCAUUUAACUCUUCUGACAAAUGAACGUAGUUUGUGCUAACAAUUUUUUAAAAGUAACAGAGUUUUCUAUUUUUUUCCUCACACUCCUGAGAAAACAAUGUCAAAUGAGGCCAGUUUUUGGCCAACACCAAAAGUAAAAUCACAGGUUUCAAAAGGGUGUAUAGUAAGCACCAGCUCGUAUUAACUAAUAACUUUAUCUAUUGGAUUUUAGUUUAGUUUCUCCAGUCCCUACCUCUUUUUUAAACUAUGUAUAACUCCAAAGAUCACUCAAGUGAAGGCCAGUAAUGAUUUUUUAAGUUUUGAUGAUAUGAAAUAAAUUCUUGUUCUUAAGAGUAUGUGUCAUUGGGUAGGGUAAGAACUCUUUAACAGGCUGAUUAUGAAAGCAAUGUAUGUCCAUCAAAAUUUUACCAGAAGUUGAUAAAAUCAUUAACAAAUACUAUGCCCACAUGGGAUAAAUCCCAGGGACAUGAAACAUCAAGGUUUAUUUAUUCUUCAUCCUAUUUUUUUCCCAGGGGGGACACCUGUAUCUUUUAUUAUUAGGAUCUUUUUAUGUGCACAUAUGUAUAAAUCUCAUAGUGGUUUUCUGUUUGAAGCAAAAAUUCUUCCAAAACAUUGUUAACAUUUAAAAUCUAAUUCAUACUACAGAUACUUGUCAUUUAGUCAUCCCAGAUAUCAGACUAAGAAUGCUUUUACUUUGACAUUCCUAUACAAACAAGGGAUAGCUCUUAAAACAGACUUGAACACACCUCUGAAGACUGAGGAGGAUUAGGAGGAACAGUCUGUGUUUGACCCUUAGGAUGUUUCAUACACAAGGCACCAUGGGGAAACUCAAAGUCCAGAGUGAGAAACCCAAAUGUGACUAUCAAACCUUGCUUGAUGCUUUUCCAGCCUU
Messenger RNA from Sciurus carolinensis (gray squirrel), 3348 nucleotides. It is a transcript of the gene Slc15a1, whose product is annotated as solute carrier family 15 member 1. Gene Ontology annotation, biological process: transmembrane transport; oligopeptide transport. Gene Ontology annotation, molecular function: dipeptide transmembrane transporter activity. The transcript has 23 exons. The record is from RefSeq and is a predicted model, not a curated record. Gene Ontology annotation, cellular component: membrane. Bases 99 to 2225 code for a protein of 708 amino acids. NCBI's taxonomy places the organism in Eukaryota, Metazoa, Chordata, Mammalia, Rodentia, Sciuridae.